UUAUACCACCAACGAAGAAAUAAAAAAGAACAAGAGAUGAGUCUGCCAUGUCAUGUCAUGUCAGAAAAAGCUUUAGAAAGUCACUCUUUCUCUUUCUAUAAACAAAGUUCUUCUUUCUUUUCUUCCUCUAACCUCUCAUCUCACUCACUCCUUUUCCAUUUCCAAAAUCUUCUUCUUCCAUUGCAUUGUACUAUUGUGCGCUACUAAACCUUCCUCCCACAACCUCUUGUUGUAUUCUACUGGAACCACGCUCUCCUCUUCCUGCAUGCUCUCUCUCACUGUCAGAACUCAGAAUGAAUCUUUGAUUUCUGAAUCACCAGAAUCUAUUGGUCAAGUAUACAAACUCAAAUUCUCUGCAACACAAACAUCAUUGCAUACUUCACUUCAAAACCUAUGCAAUAACAACCAUUAACAAGGGUGGUUAUUUGGGUUAUCUUUGACUGUGGUUAGUGUUAUCAACUCAACUUGUGUAUCUUUCGAUAUGGGGUGUGUGUUAUCAAGUAUUGAUGAGGAUGGAAGAGUUGGUAUAUGCAAGGAAAGGAAGAAGGUAAUCAAACAGCUUGUGUGUAAUAGAGAGGAAUUUUCAGAUUCCCUUUUAGCUUAUUUGAAAGCACUGAGGAACACUGGCUCCACCCUCAGGCAGUUCACCGAGUCCGAUACAUUAGAAUUGGACUUUGCAUCUACUGGCCUGCCCGACCCCCCACCUUCCCCGCCGCCUAAUUUGCUACCGCCACCGCUGCCUCCUUUUCUUGCUGACAAGAGUAUGCUGCACAUUGGCCAAGAUGAAAUACUAGAGAAUGAUGACAUUGAUCCAAUUAUGAACUCGCUAUUGCUAUUUCGACCUAUGGAUAAAAUCGAAGUGGUGGAGUCAUUCGAGGAGGAGAAUUGGGAAGAAACCAAAACGGAAUUCGAAGAUGAAGUCCAUGACUCGGAAGGUGAUGCAAGUGUUAGAAGAUUACGCAGUGGAAAGCAACAGGUUAGAGAACCAGUUGAUGAUAAUGCAUCUGCCAUUUGUUUGUUUAAAAAAGAAACUCACGUUACGAAAGCUACGCCCAAGGGGGUUGGUAGAAGUGGCAAAACCUUGGAGGGUAUAGUUAAAGAGUUAGAUGAUCAUUUCCUGAAAGCAUCAGCAUGCAUAAAGGAAAUUGCUGUUCUCAUUGAUAUCAGUAGCGGAGAUACUCUUCUGCGGCAGAAUUCUGGGCGUCAUCAUAGCAAGAGAACCGAUUCUGCAAGGGUGUUUAGUGUACUGUCAUGGAGUAGGUAUACUAAGUCGCCCACAUUCACCAAAGAUGACGCCGACUUUUCUAGGCCUAGUGAACCAUGCAGGCCUGGAGCUCAUUGUGCCACGCUUAAAAAACUAUAUGCCGCAGAGAAGAAACUUUACAAAGCAGUAAAGGAGGAGGGAAUAACCAAAUUGGAGUUUGAGAGGAAGUCCUCGUCAUUGCAAAAACAAGAGGAUGAGAAUCUUGACUUGGUCAAAAUCGAAAAAAUUCGAUCAAAUGUUAAGAAGUUGGAGUCUGAUUUAAUAAGCCUCCGGCAGUGCAUCAGUGAAACAUCAUCAUCAAUUUUGGAACUUAUAGACGAAGAGCUCUUACCACAAUUGGUUGCAUUAACUGCCGGGUUGUCACAAAUGUGGAGGAUAAUGCAUGAGUGCCAUAAGUCUCAGGCUCUGAUCUCUCAGCAGUUGUGUAACCUCAGUGAUAACCAUAACACAAUUCUAAGUUCCGAACAUCAUCACCAGGCAACAAUUCAGUUCGAGAGUGAGGCCUCUUAUUGGUAUAAUAGCUUCUGCAAACUUGUAAAAUCGCAACGAGAGUACGUGGGAACUCUCAGUAAAUGGAUUCAGCUUACGAAUUGCCUCAGGGAUGGUCCUGAAAACGGCGAUCACUCUUCUAUUCGCACAAUCUGUGAACAAUGGGAGCUUGGCCUUGAUGGAUUACCUGAUAAGGAGGUCGCGGAUGCGAUAAAAAACCUUUUAAUAUCCAUCCGUUCGAUAAUUGCUCAACAGGCCGAGGAAGAUAACAUUCUGAAAAAGUUGGAAAAACUUGAAAGAAAGUUGCAGAGGUGUUCGAAAUCACUGGCUGUAAUACAGAAAAAAAUGGAAUGGAACUUCGAAGAAGAUGAUGCCGAUGUAGCUAAUAUAAGCCCGAAACAUCCACUGUUUCAAAAAAAAGCUGAAACAGAAGCCUUGAAGAAGCAAGUGGAAAGUGUGAAAGCAGAUUAUUUGGAUUCUGUUCAAUGUAGUAGGACUAUGACUCUAGAUAACCUCAGAAUUCGACUUCCUCAUCUCUUCUUGGCACUAAUGGAAUUUUCAAGUGCUUCAUCUCAAGCAAUUGAGGCUAUAAAUUCUCAGUCAAGCCAAUAGGAUGCAGUGACUUAUGACAAAACAUAUUCACUUUUGUGCUGAUAUGAACAAAUACAUGAUGUAAAUUGUGUUUCUAAAAUGUUUGUAAACUGAAACAAAAUUGCGUUUUUAACCUUUA
Lathyrus oleraceus (garden pea) is the source of this 2483-nucleotide messenger RNA. RefSeq names its product protein ALTERED PHOSPHATE STARVATION RESPONSE 1. NCBI's taxonomy places the organism in Eukaryota, Viridiplantae, Streptophyta, Magnoliopsida, Fabales, Fabaceae. The transcript is spliced from 7 exons. The coding region runs from base 482 to 2365 and encodes 627 amino acids. The record is from RefSeq and is a predicted model, not a curated record.